Molecule: messenger RNA, 2235 nt
Organism: Punica granatum (pomegranate)
Lineage: Eukaryota; Viridiplantae; Streptophyta; Magnoliopsida; Myrtales; Lythraceae
Source: RefSeq, a predicted model, not a curated record
UUUGCUUCAUUUCUUCGGUAGAGGCCAGACGCAGACGCUGGAGAGAGUAUCUUCUCCUCCUCCAUCAUCAGCAGCUCCCAGACAGAAGGAAUCUCUGGUUCUCUGCGAAUUUCCCAGCUCCGCGAACAAAGGCGCUCUCUUCCCACCAUCCCCAAGGACGAGUCAUGGCUGGAAAAGUUGUUGCUCCGGAAUCGUCUGGUGCUUUUGAGUAUGAGCUAUUUGAGGGUGACGCGGACAAUCUACGAACCGUGGUGGCUGCUUCGAAUCAUUCAACUUCGUGGAUUGACCCUGCAACGCUCAAGCUUAGGCACAGGAUUGGACGGGGCCUAUUUGGAGAUGUUUAUUUAGCAACUCGCCACCAGUCUGAUAAAGAUUAUGAACAGUUCCAUGAAGUUAUUGUCAAGAUGCUACGCCCUGUUAAGGAGGAUUGUUUCAGGACUGUGUUGGACAGGUUUGAUAAUGUUUUCGCGAAGUGUCAAGGUGUGGGAGGCAUUUGUUUAUUGCAUGGAGUAUCAAUUAUACGCGGAAGAAUUUGCUUUGUUAUGAAGUUCUAUGAGGGAUCAAUCGGUGACAAGAUGGCCCGCCUUAAAGGAGGCAAGCUUUCACUUACUGAUGUUUUGAGGUAUGGCCUCUCUUUGGCUGAGGGAAUAUCGGAGCUCCACUCGAAAGGUGUCCUAAUCCUUAAUCUCAAGCCCUGCAACUUCUUAUUGGACGAGAACGACCAAGCCUUUUUAGGAGAUAUUGGAAUCCCAUUCCUUUUGCUUGGAGUUCUGUCACCGAGUUCCGAUACUAUGACUCACACCCUUGGAACACCGAGCUACAUGGCCCCUGAACAGUGGCAACCUGAGAUAAUGGGCCCUGUUUCUUUAGAGACUGACUCAUGGGGAUUUGGGUGUAGUAUUGUGGAGAUGUUGAUGGGCCGUCCUCCUUGGCUCGGGAUGUCUGUUGAUGAGAUAAAUAACUCUGUUGUGAGAAAGCAAGAAAAGCCGGGAAUCCCUAGUGGCCUUCCUCCCCCUGUUGAGAAUGUUCUCCUUGGAUGUUUUGAGUAUGAUUUCAGGAGCAGGCCUCUCAUGAAGGACAUCAUACAGGCAUUCAAAAGUGUUUUGAAUGGGGACUACAGCGUUGCUAGACGAAGAGCUAUUGAAGAUGCAGCUGGUGAUCUUGGAUACACUGAGUGGUUCCUCUCGAAGGAUCAUCUCAUUGUGGGCGACACAGUCCGUUCUAGAAAGGCCCUGAACUCCUGCAGAGCUGGUAACAUGGAAAUACCUGAAGGGGUGAUUGUGGGACAAGACCAGAAUGGAUCCGCACUUGUCCGGGUCCAUGGAAUCCAUGACCCGGUGCGGGUCCACAUGCUGAGGCUUGAGCGGGUUAGCCAUGGGCUUGCCUCUGGAGACUGCGUCCGCCUGAAGGAGGAGGUCAUGGACAAGGAAAAAACCAAGCACUCCCCCGUUGGGAUCCUCCACUCGAUUGAUCGAGAUGGAUCUGUGACUGUCGGAUUCAUUGGGAUGGAGACCCUAUGGAAGGGAAAUUCAUCUCAUCUUCAGAUGGCAGAGGCUUACAGCGUGGGCCAAUUCGUGAGGCCAAAACCCGGUAUUCUGAGCCUGCGCUUCCAGUGGGCCCGAAGGCGUGACGGGGAAUGGGCCACAGGCCGGAUCUUGCGUGUCUACCCCAAUGGGUCUCUACUCGUGAAAUUUCCUGGGCUACUGAUGUUUGGGGCCGAGGAGGACACUUUUGUGGCCGACCCUUCUGAGGUCGAGCUUGUGUCGUUUCAUAACUCUCCGGGGAUUGUCAAAAAGUACAGACACCUUGAGGACUUCCACUGGGUUGUGAGGCCCGCUAUGAUCGCUCUCAGCCUCUUUGCGACUAUAAAAUUCGGGUCAUUCGUUCUGGGCCGGUCAAAGAGGAGGCCACCACAUGGAAAAGAAUCUCAGACAGAGGCUCAGAGCCAACAGAGACCCGUCAUUGAAGCGGUUGUAGAAGCUGCCAAUGGGCCUGGUUGGCUUCCCCGACAAUUGCGAUUCUGAUGUUCUGACAAGGAUCAGAGCUGCUGCACAUCAGGUUUAAGUCGAAUGUUAUUAAUAGAUUAGCAGAACAUUGGCCGAUGUUGAAUGAAUUGAUUCUGCACAGGUUGUGAUUGAUUGUUCACUUUCGUUGCAAGCAGAUAAUAUAUUGUUGUCCGGGUAAAUAUUGUAAAUAUUUGAACUUUAUGAUUACAAAGUACUUUCUCCUUCCAAA